AUGGCUCAAAGGCGUUUGAUGCAGGAGUUGCAGGCUCUUGAGAAGGAGAAAUGGGUAACUAUUGAGACUGACGAGACCAAUCUUCUACGUUGGAAGAUCGGGCUUUGGGUUGUGAACCCCGACAGCAUCUGGCAUGGCGCCUAUCUCCGCGCCGAUAUGCGUUUCCCUACCGAAUAUCCCUAUCAACCACCGACCUUUAAAUUCCUUACCAAGAACAUCUGCCAUCCGAAUGUCUACGCAGACGGUCACCUGUGCAUCUCCAUUCUCCAUAGACCAGGCGACGACGAACAAUCGGGCGAGUCGGCGAGCGAGAGAUGGAACGUGCUCCACGGCGUCGAGUCCGUCCUUCGAUCAGUCCUUCUACUGAUGGAUGAUCCUGAAAUCAACUCCCCUGCCAACGUUGACGCCAGCGUUCUUUACCGCGAUAAGCGGCAGGAGUACAACUCUCGUGCCAAAGAAGUUGUCGACCGCACUCAGAAAGACAUCCCAUCCGGUGCCCGAAUGCCGACAGCCACCGACCUAGCCCCUACACUGGUCAAGCCCGUCGAGGACGAUGCCGACUUCUGGAACAUGUCUGAUGAAGAGGAAGACUUUGGAGGCAGCGACAGCGAGGAGGACAUGGGUGAUUUUGAGGAGGAAGACGACGACGACGAUGAAGAUGACGAAGAAGACGAUGCAAAGUGA
This is a messenger RNA of Metarhizium brunneum ARSEF 3297, 684 nucleotides long. RefSeq names its product Ubiquitin-conjugating enzyme E2 (gene CDC34). Gene Ontology annotation, molecular function: ubiquitin conjugating enzyme activity. Gene Ontology annotation, biological process: ubiquitin-dependent protein catabolic process; protein polyubiquitination. The record is from RefSeq and is a predicted model, not a curated record. Lineage: Eukaryota; Fungi; Ascomycota; Sordariomycetes; Hypocreales; Clavicipitaceae.